AUGGCUUCUCAAGAUCGUGAUCCAGACGAGUUAUUUGAAAUUCGUACGAAUUUUUAUAUUGGUAAUUAUCAGCAAUGUGUAAAUGAAGCACAAAAAAUUAAAGUUCCACAACAUUUACAAACCGAAAAAGAUUUACUUAUGUAUCGAUCGUACAUAGCUCAAAAGAAAUAUGGUGUAGUCUUAGAUGAAAUUAGUAAACAAGUAUCGCAAGAAGAAUUAUUAGCCGUACGUUUGCUAGCUGAAUAUCUGUCGAACGAAUCGAAAAGAGAGAGUAUUCUUCAUGAACUCGAUAACAAAAUGGGUGGUAAUGUGAAAAAUUCAUUUUGUUUAUUGAUGGCUGGUUAUAUGUAUUAUUUACAAGAGAAUUACGAAAGCACAUUAAAAGUUAUUCACAACGCAGAUUCAUUAGAAUGUUGUGCACUGGCUAUUCAAGCAUUAUUAAAAUUAGAUCGUUUAGAUUUGGCUAGAAAAGAACUAAAACGUAUGACAGAGUUAGAUGAAGAUUCUGUUAUUACACAAUUAGCAACAGCAUGGAUUAAUAUUUCAACAGGAGGUGAAAAACUGCAAGAAGCAUUUUAUAUAUAUCAAGAAUUAUCUGAUAAACAUACCGCAACUCCUUUGUUAUUGAAUGGACAAGCUGUGUGCCAUAUUGGACAGGGAAAAUACGAGGAAGCUCAAAGUGUUCUACAAGAAGCACUAGAUCGGGAUAGUAACAAUCCAGAUACAUUGAUCAAUUUCAUAGUUCUUUCGCAAAACACUGGAAAAGCAGUCGAAGUAUCAAAUCGUUAUUUAUCACAAAUGAAAGAUUCUUAUGCUAAUCAUCCGUACAUCAAAGAUUUGACACAAAAAACAGCCGAACUUGAUCGUCUUGCACGUGGAUAUCAACCAUCUGUUGCUUCUUAG
Didymodactylos carnosus is the source of this 903-nucleotide messenger RNA. The record is from the annotation of a GenBank genome assembly. NCBI's taxonomy places the organism in Eukaryota, Metazoa, Rotifera, Eurotatoria, Philodinida, Philodinidae.